This is a messenger RNA of Rhipicephalus microplus (southern cattle tick), 1662 nucleotides long. RefSeq lists its product as uncharacterized. The record is from RefSeq and is a predicted model, not a curated record. Lineage: Eukaryota; Metazoa; Arthropoda; Arachnida; Ixodida; Ixodidae.
CGAUUAUAAGAGAGCCGCUCUGGUGGUAUCUGCUGUCAGUGUGCGCGCAGGAAGCAAGCUAGCGUCUUCAGUGCUGCGACUUUAAAUACCAGCGGGACAGUAAAUAGAAAAGAGCUUGCGCCGUCUGUCAGGACGCUUAGAUUUAGCAAAUUUGCCCAUAACGUCAAUACUUCUGGCUCCGACGAAACAAUACAGCCAGCAACGUGGCUAAGCUCACUUAACAAUGAGGGUAUGUUUAUUCCAACUUCAUGCAUCAUUUCUCUUGACGAUCCUGGCGGUCUCAGCCACAGAUCCUUCUUGCAGUGAUGGUGACACCCUCUUCGACAUCGGGGCUAGCGAAGGUGCUGAGCAUGCCAUCCUUGGAAGCCUUUCCGCUGGAAGAUAUUCGGCGCACAUUCACGAAAAUAUUUGACUUUCAUGUGCGUCUCUCUGAAGGAAAGCUGUACGGACUGUCGAACCUAAAACGAUGGGAGCGUAGCUACAUCAACGCCACUGACAGCGGCAUCACAGCCCACUUCAAGAUUGACGGUGGGCCGCUUGCAGUGACGUACACGGGAACCGUCCGCUCUGCACCCGUAGACGCCCGCGUAGAAGUGAACAUCUACAUACCCAGGAUUGAGCUCUUCAUAUACGCCGAAGAGCCAGCACCGAAUAAACUGAAGCUCGCUGAGCUGUGGUUUUGGUCUGCCCCGGUGAGAUUCAGGGCUUACCAACUGGAUGGAAGCAGCCUGGUGUUCGACUUUCUCAACUGGCUCGCCGAAAGUCGCAUCGCGAAGGCAAUCAACGAAAAUAUGGGAGAAGUAAUCGUCGAUGUUGUGAACCAGUUCUUGGGCAAAGUGGAGCUUUUUGCGAGAAAUGGAACGAAGAUCGGAGAUAUUAAAAAACCACGAGAAGACCCCAGCUUCAUUCCUGUGUUCAUCUUACCUCCGUCUCCGUCUAACAAUCCCUUGGGCCCCUGGCAAGAUCCCAGCAAGUGGGGAAUAUUUGACUACAGCAUCAAGCGCAUGACGAUGGCGUCGAAUCUCGACCCACUUGUGCUUACUGACGUGGAUGAUGUCACAUGGAAUGGCUGGCACGUCCACAUAACAAACGUGACUGUGGACGGUCUGGGCUUCCUUCGCCGAGGAGGAGACAAUUACGCUGUCACCGAUCGAUGCGGCAUCAGAGCCCGCGUCGCCCUCGCUAUGGAGAAUAUUAGGGUCCAGUUGUACGCCACCAUAGAGAGUCCAUCUGUGCGGUUACGAAUGGACGUUAGAAUAAUGGGAGUUGAUGUGGUCCUCAAGGUGAAAGAGAAAAACAAGGCCAUCGAAAUUGAAGACUACCAGCUUAAUUUCACAAUACCACUAGAGUACGACGUGUACGUGCUCACACCCGUUAUCGGUCCACUGGUUGAAGCAUUCAAAGGGUUUAUGAAAAGGCGUUUGACUGAAGAAGAGACGAACAAUCUGGAAGAUAGCUCGAGGAAAUAUCUGGAGCGGGCGAUAGGGACAGUGACCGAAUUUAUAACGGAUCCAGCUCCCUGGAUGCCAUGGAACAGCUCCAUCAUCGACGCUUACCGCAGAUACGCCGAAGAGCAUAGAAAUUGAUCUAAGACUGCUCAAUAUUGCUACUUUGCGGUAGCUGCAGAUAAAGAUAAUCAAUGCUUGUUCUUUUUUCACUUUA